This is a messenger RNA of Melanotaenia boesemani (Boeseman's rainbowfish), 6297 nucleotides long. It is a transcript of the gene ankfn1a, whose product is annotated as ankyrin repeat and fibronectin type III domain containing 1. Gene Ontology annotation, biological process: regulation of establishment of bipolar cell polarity; establishment of mitotic spindle orientation. The coding region runs from base 500 to 4978 and encodes 1492 amino acids. The record is from RefSeq and is a predicted model, not a curated record. The transcript is spliced from 27 exons. Gene Ontology annotation, molecular function: protein binding. Lineage: Eukaryota; Metazoa; Chordata; Actinopteri; Atheriniformes; Melanotaeniidae. Gene Ontology annotation, cellular component: spindle.
UCCACUCCAAACAUCAGAGAGAAAACCUUCCUUUCUCCCUCACUCAUCUCCUUUAUGAUCUCCCUCUUUCCUUUCAUCCACCUUUCUUCUUUCUCCCCCUCCCUUUAAAAUCUUCCCUCCGUCCCAUCUCCAUUUGUUCUCCUUCCUUUUCCAUCUCCUCCCCCGGCUCGGCUAAUCGCCCCUGGCGGCGGAGGGAGAGCCAGAGCGGUGCUGAGGCUCGUCCGCCUCCAGAUGUGGGACUACAUGGGCGUCUGUGCGGUGAGUCAACCGCAGUGAAAUGUGAGCCUGCCCCGGCCUGGCUGCCUGUAUUUUGGGAUGUUUUACACGGGGCCAGACAAAGACACGUUUCCAGGCGGGAGCCCAGCCUGAGCAGAUGUUUCUGCUCCGUGAAAAGCAGAAGAAGAAGAAGAAGGAGAAGAAGAAGAAGAAGAAGAGAGGAAGAGGAGAAGGAGCGACAUAGUUCUGCAGAGGAAGGCGCAGAUAGACGAUAUGGCUGAAGAUGUCCAUGGAUUCUGAUAACUCCUGUGUUCUGUUGUCUUCACGAGACUCCAGGACUUCCUGCAUCUUCCAGACCGCUGAUGAGAAAGAUGAAAUCCCGGGAGUGGGAGAGGAGAGCGUUCUGGAGAUGCUGAGUUAUUCCAAGUUCACUAACUUGGAGACAUGGCUCUGCAUGCCGUCUUCUCUGCUGCUGCCCAGGACUCUGGACUUCAUCCACUUGUCCUCCUCUUCCUCCAACCUGUCCUCCUCACAUGCAUCCAACCACUCAUCCAACUCUCCUCCGAUGUCAUCCUCAUCCUCCCCAGCCUCCAACUCUCGUCGCUCCACCUGCAGUGAGCCAGCAGAGAUCGACAGGUCAGCAGAGGGAGAGUCCACCUUCCUCAUGCCUCCUCUGGGGAGGGGGGUGUUUCAGUCCACUCCCCACCUGCCCUUCUUCUCCUCCACACCGGCCGCUGCUACACCGGCAGGAGACUCCGCCUCUCAGAGCAGUGGCGGCGUCAGGAAGCGACGUCGACUGGCAGCCAGUCCUGGAGGACUCCACUGGAAUUCUGCAGGUUCGGUCCAGCGGGACUUCUGGUCACCUGAUCGGUCUCCAGCAGCAGGAGGCGGAGCCAGAGGAGCAGGUGAGGGUGUUAAGAGGCUGCCACUGAGUGAAGUGGGUGGAGCAACACCCGUGUGGACCAGCGACCGGCAGGUGCUGAGGAAAAGCGUCUCAGCCGACGAGCAGCACCGCCUGAAGCUGCUGAGCCGGCUGGAGAGAGGCCGGAGGAAGCUGCGCAACAUCCACAGCCUGGGAACCACCGGACGCUACGACGGCAGCAAGAAGUCCGACAGUAAGAUCUACCGACUGGCCCAGAGGUGGAACCAGAGACCAGCCGGAGAUGGUCUGAUCCGAGACCUGAAGCCUUUCUAUUACUCGGGAAUCCCGCGAUCCUCACUCAGCCUGGACAGGUCCGACAGUAAGAUCUACCGACUGGCCCAGAGGUGGAACCAGAGACCAGCCGGAGAUGGUCUGAUCCGAGACCUGAAGCCUUUCUAUUACUCGGGAAUCCCGCGAUCCUCACUCAGCCUGGACAGACGCUUCCCAGGUGUUCUGACCCAGCAGAUGCAGAACCUGCAGCUGUCCCAGACCAGGAAGUGCCCCGGUGGGCCUGCCUCCCCGAGCGCCGCCAAGCGCCUCUACCGGAACUUGUCGGAGAAGCUGCGAGGAAGCACCUCCUCCUUCGAAGAUGCCUACUUCUUCGGAAAGACGGACCGUCUCCGCAAAACCUCGACAAUGCAGGGCAACGAGUGCAUCUUCGAGGCCGUGGAACAGCAAGACCUGGACACGGUGCAGAUCCUCCUCUACCAGUUCUCAGCGGAAGAACUGGACCUUAACACCCCCAACAGCCAGGGCCUCACGCCACUGGACAUCGCCAUCAUGACCAACAACACGCCCAUCGCCAAGCUGCUGCUGAAGGCCGGUGGGAAGGAGAGUCCGCACUUCGUGAGCGUGGAGAGUCGCGAGGCUCACCUGAGCUCUCUGGUGGUGGAGGCGGAGCGGCGGGCGGCCGACCUGGCGGCCCAGGCUCAGAAGGAUGGCUUGUCACUGGAGGCCUGCCACAAGGACAAGCAGCUGAGGGCCUGGGAGUGGAAGACCAAGCUGUACAAACGCAUGAGGAUGGGCUUCCAGCAGGCGCGUCCCCCGGAGGCCCCGUCCAUGGUUCGUCUGAGUGUGAGCAGCAGCACAACGCUGACCGUCACCUUCCAGGAGCCACAGUGUCUCAACUCCACCGUGGUGACCAAAUACCGAGUGGAGUGGAGCUGCCUGAAGGAUUUCUCGCUGCUUGCUGGUGAGAUGGUGUUGGAUAACCUUCAGAGCCACAAAUGCACCAUCAGCAGCCUCUCCACGGGUCGGCUCUACUACGUUCGAGUGUCAGCGUACAACAUGAAGGGCUGGGGUCCGCCCGCCUCCUCCCUCCCUCCAUCUGCUGCUCCAUCCAAUUGGAGGGAGAGUGACGGACGGGAGCCCAGGAGGCGGGGCCACAUCGAAGCCAUGGAGCGCCUCCUGCAGCAGGUCCGAGCGACGCACACACACUACUGCUGUGGAGACACGUCCAAGCUGCAGAACCCCAGCAGGAAGCAGUCCGUCUCCAGAAGCCUCAAACACCUCUUCGACUCCUCCAACAAGUUUGUGAAGACACUGAAAAGGGGGAUCUACCUGGCCGCCGUCUUCUACCACAGGGACAGUUUACUGGUGACGGCUGAGGACCAGAUCCCCAUCGUGGAGGUGGACGACUCCUACAGCAGCUCCCUCAUGCAGGACUUCCUCUGGUUCACCAAGCUGUCCUGUAUGUGGGAGGAUGUCCGGUGGCUGAGACAGAGCAUGUCCGUGUCCAUGUCGUCCUCGUCCACCCUGCAGGCCAGACACAAGAUGCUCACCGCCACGGGCCAGCUGCAGAACCUCCUGGGGACCCACAAUCUGGGUCGGGUCCACUACGAACCCAUCAAGGAUCGCCAUGGCAACGUGCUGCUGGUGACGAUCCGCGACACGGAGAGCCAGCAUUCGCUGUUCAGCGGGAAGUGGAUGCAGGUGACCAAACUGCAGAGUCAGAAGAAAUCUCUCUCCACACCUGAGGAGCCCUAUGCCCUGGACAUCCUCAUCAUCACCAUACAGGACAUUCUGGCAUACCAGCGGCGCAGCAACCACCACCUGGCCCCUGGCCUCUACCUGGGCUACCUGAAGCUCAGCAGCUCCGUGGACCAGAUCAGAGUCCUGGUGUCCCAACGGACCCCCAACAUGCUCUGCCACACCCGCAUCCGAGACAACGCCAACGUGUCCAGGGAGGAGUGGGACUGGAUCCAGACGCUGGCGGCUGCAGGUGAGAAGGAUCGCAGUGAGGAGGACAGCGAGGAGGCGGAGCCUCGGGCAGGAAGCCACGCCCCUUUACUGUACUACGAGCUGCAGACGGCCAUCAAGUCCCUGCUGAAGCACAUGAACCUACCUCUGCACCAGGCCCAGGACUUUCGUCUCUACAGUCAGGAGGUGGUGGAGCUCGGCCAUGGCGUCUCCUUCCUGCUGCUGCUCCCGGCUGCUGAUGAUGUUUGCUCCGCCCCCGGACAGUCCAACCCCUACACCCCUCUAUCGGGGUUCCUCUACCUCCCGCUGCAAAUGUUUGAGCUCGUUCACUUCUGCACCUACAAGGAGAAGUUCAUCAAUCUGUACUGCCGCCUGUCCUCCGUCCUGGACCUGGACUCCCUCAUUACCCAGCAGGCCCUGCGGGAGGCCAUCACUAACAGCGAGGUGACCACAGCCAAGCACAGACAUCAGCUAAUCCUGGACUACAUCCAGCAGCUGGACGAGGUGCGGCGUGACCUCCGUUGGAUCACGGACGCCCUGCAAUACGCCCGCUACAAGCAGCCCCGCGGCGGCGUUCCCAUCACCUGCCUGGUGGACGUCACCGCUCCAGAGAGCGACUCCGGCCAGCAGAAGACUGACUCCACUUCCUCCACCAUGGAUUACCUGCCAACGCCUUCACCCUCACCUGAACACCGCCGAAGGAAACCAAUCAGUGAACCUUUGCUCGGCUCCGAUGAAGACGGGUCCUCCGAGGUGUUCCUGCCCACUGACAGUGACUAUGACUCCAGCGACGCCCUGAGCCCCCGCGAGCUGGACCUGCUCUACUCUCCGGGUCCAGAUCUGUCCCAGCAGGCCGUUCACUCGCUGGGCGGCAGCGCCCCCGACGUCCUGCAGGUUCACGAGCUCAGGUACAGUGUUUGCCCGCCCACAGACGCCCCCACCUCCCUCUCUCCAUCCACAGACUCUCCCCUCUCUGCCCCUAGCCCGCCUCACCCGCCCCCUCGCUCCAGGACCCUCCCCAUGUCCCCAUCUCUACCAUUGUGCCCCAGGUCCUCCAAAGAUCUUUCCCUGUCCUUCCCCCUGUCCCCGGCUCUGUCUGAUACCACCAAGUCUCUGGAGGGUCUCUCCCUUUCCAAAGAGGGCACCGCCCCCCUGAGGACCCCCCCUAACCCCCCAGCUAAACGCAAGCUGCUCUCCAGGAGCCAUCGGGGCCAGUACUUCAGCGGGCCCCAGCGCUGGCUCAAGGGCCACAGCGGAGAGAGUUUCACCGGAUCUCUUUCUGAAGGCGUCUACACCAAACAGCUGGACCCUGACCUGCCUUCACCGGGGGACCUGCCCUCUCCGCAGGGCACCACCUUUGUUAGCCACGCCUCCUGCAUCCUGGAGAGCCGCAAGGGCCGACACCGCAAGCCUCCACCCCACGUUCGCAGGAUCUUCGUGGAGCCUUGCAAGGAGCAGUCGUCGGAGCAGGAAAGGAGAGGCUGCGAGGAGGGGGAGGUGGCCGCAGGUGUGUCGGUGGUUGUAGCUGAGGCAGAGUCUAGAGGAGAGGGGGAGGAUCCCGAGGAAGCCGCCACCCAGGAUGUGGACUCAGAUGACCAAACCAACGCCCAGGUGUCAGAGAUCCUCAGCAGCACACUGUAGUGUCGCCAUGAGGAGGCAGCCAAUCACAGAGAUGAUCUGCCAGCAGCCCUCCGACCUCCACAGAUUCUGUACUAAAGCUGCUGGCUCAUCUGCCACCCAAGGCAUCGACUGUUACCCAGAAAACAAUCAAUGCAACCAGAAAAAGGCAUCGCUUCUCCCACACGGAGGUUUGCACACGACUUGGCACAUCAACCUGAAGAGGUUCAGAUGGAUCGUGGUUCUUUGAAAUUCAGCAACAUUUCUGUACAGAUUUCUUUUGGCCUCAUCCUCAGCAUGAAGUGAAUGUACAGUUGGAUCUGUUUGUUCGUGGUCUCCUGUGGUGACUUUCUGUUGUUCCGACCAGCUCCUGUCAGCUCGUAACGUGGACCAGUCGGCCUGUCGUCAGCUGUAUAUUUGAUGGUUUAAAUACAGACCACUGAUGUAUUUUUGUAUCUCAGAUGGAGUUUGACAUGAGUUGUGUUUUGUUAGCAUGACGUAGCUUGUAGCCGUUGUCUGUUCAGGACGAAGCUUCAUGUCCUGGUUGUGGCCCCUCGAGGUCCAGCAUGAAGACGUCCGCCGGGGUCCGGUCUGCAGUGGGACCCGGUUGUGGCCUCUCGAGGUCCAGCAUGAAGAUGGGGUCCCAUCCGGUUGUGAUGUGCUGUUUUGUUGUUUUUUGUACAGCUUCCUCUCGGUUAUUUCACAGCCGCUGGUGUUUUUUUGUGUUUUAUUUUUACUUCCAACCUUCACCAAAAAGACUGCGAGCAUCUGAUUGGAUGAAAAAGAAGAACGAUGACGUCUCUGCCAACCGAGAGCUGCCUGAAUGUGCGCAGGUUCCUCACACGUAUGCACACAAUUUUAAAUUUCAUUGUUAAUAUUUGCACUUGCAAUUAUGGAAUAAAAGCUAAUUGAAUAUUUGAUGCAACGGGCAUUAUACAGGGCAGCUUCUAUCAGCACCGACUGGAUCGGCAUGUCAGUGUGAAGUACGGACUUGCAGGUUUGUUCAUGUCUGAAUGUGUAACCGUGAUGUCCAAGAGUUCAGCUUUCCAGACUUUCUCGUACCACAUGUUUCUGCUGCAGCUGUGUCUCCAUCUUUAUGGACACUUGAAUUUUCUUGUUGAGAUGAAACAACUUUCUGACUCGUAAGAAUGAUUGACAGCUCAAAGUUUACGAAUAAACCCAGAAAAGAAAUUUCUCUUUCAAACCUCGGCUGUUUUUUAUUGGAGAAUGUAGAUGUAUAAAAGGUUUUCACCCCGCAGGUCCUUCAUGUUACUGAAAACCGUCUCGAUGUUUCCGAGUUCGUUCAGCCAGAAUCUACUUCAAUAAACUUUAUUUUGAAUCCA